This is a messenger RNA of Danio aesculapii, 2088 nucleotides long. RefSeq names its product dipeptidase 2 (gene dpep2). The record is from RefSeq and is a predicted model, not a curated record. The transcript is spliced from 11 exons. Bases 429 to 1703 code for a protein of 424 amino acids. Gene Ontology annotation, molecular function: metallodipeptidase activity. Gene Ontology annotation, biological process: proteolysis. Lineage: Eukaryota; Metazoa; Chordata; Actinopteri; Cypriniformes; Danionidae.
UAUGAAACUUCUUUGCCUUAAAAAAUCAUACAGGGUUGCUUUUGCGCGUUUUGUGUUAUUAUUGCAGUCCAGUCAAUUGCAUAACAGAAGGGGGCGACUUUUCACCGAGAGCGUUUAAACUGAGACAAUGCGUGUAAAACACAUUGGCAUGUUAAAUUUCCGCACAGAAAAACAGAAUGUGAACCUCUUCACGUCCAUGAGUACAUCAAAGCAGUCUUCUUCUUGACGCGAAAAAAAUCUACUUUUGAAAACAGCACUUAUGACAUCAUGAAUCUUUAAACAGCCAUAUACAGUAGCCCAAAGUGAAAUCUGAUGCAUGUAGCCUAUUAUAUUUAUUUUGAACAAUUUUCAUGGGCAUGCUAGUUGCUGGCAAAUUAUGCAUAUUUGAAGUCAAGUUCUUCAUGACUUUUCAUUCUUAGUGUCAGAGAAUGUUAAUUUAUAAAGAAGCAGGCAUCAGUGGGGCAUGGCUUCAGUGGUUCUUAUGCAUCAGUCUCUCACUUAUUCAUGGAGUCAUAUCUGAAACCAGUAGAGCCCUGGAUAUAAUGACAAAAUAUCCACUAAUUGAUGGACACAAUGACUGGGCACUACACUUGAGAAAACAUCAUGACAACAAACUGACAAAGGUCAAUCUCUACAAUUAUCCUCAGGGGGCUACAGAUAUCACUCGCCUCAUUGCUGGCCAUGUUGGAGGUCAGGUUUUUUCAGCAUACGUGUUGUGCACGGCUCAGGACAAAGAUGCUGUCAGACUGACCUUGGAACAGAUUGAUGUCAUUCGUCGUAUGUGUACUGAAAAAACAGAGAUGGAACUGGUCACCACAUCUGAAGGAAUGAAGAAGAGUACAAAAAUCGCAUGUCUGAUCAGUGUGGAAGGAGGCCACUCCAUCGACAGCAGUUUAGCAGCUCUACGCAUGUUUUACCAGCUCGGCGUGAGAUCCAUGAGUCUCACACACACCUGCAACACACCGUGGGCAAAGAGCUCAUCUAGUUAUUAUCAACAUUACCAGUGGGUGAACAACAGCCUGACUGAAUUUGGCAAGGAAGUGGUACAUGAGAUGAACCGAUUGGGAAUGCUGGUUGAUCUGUCUCAUAGUUCCUGGGAGACAGCCAGAGCAGUGCUGAAACAUACAGCCGCUCCAGUUAUUUUCAGCCACUCCUCGGCCUAUGCUGUCUGUAACAAUGUUCGCAACGUACCCGACGACCUGCUGCUGCUGCUGAAAAGAAAUGGAGGGCUUAUCAUGGUGAACUUAUACAACAGUUUCAUAGCAUGUUCAAGUAACAUAGCAAACGUGUCUAUUGUAGCUGAUCACUUUGAUCAUAUAAAGCGAGUAAUCGGAGCUGAAAGCAUUGGAAUCGGAGCAGACUAUGAUGGAGCUCAAGGAUUCCCUGAAGGCCUGGAGGAUGUCUCUAAAUACCCUACACUAAUUGAGGAGCUGAUAGCAAGGAACUGGACUGAGCAAGAGUUGGCUGGAGUGCUGAGACUCAACUUCCUCAGAGUAUUUGAGAUGGUUGAAAAGAUACGUGAUGAUAUGUUGGACAUUUCUCCCAGUGAAGUUGAAAUCCCGUUUCUGGAAGCAAACAACAGCUGUCGUGCGAUGCUCAUCCAUCCAAGCAAACUCGGCAAAAGCGUUCAAAAUGGAAAUGCUCCACUGAUGCCUGCAGGAGCUUUUGCCUGGUUCAUCUUAUUUUUGAUCCAUUCAAUAUAAUAUUACAAGAACAAAUCAGAGGUAGACUGUAUACAACUGGUGUUUUACUACAGACUACUUUGCUAAUGCACUUGAAGUAAAAUGCACUUGAAGUAAAAUUGCUGACUGAAGCCUAAACAAUUACAUUUAAGACAUUUUCUGAAAUUCAUACAUAUAUUGGUGUCUUAAAACGUAUUGCGAAUGUGUAGAUCACUUUAUGUAAAGGAUUAAAAACAGGAGCACUAGAGCGACAGUAUAUCUUUAGAUGAUAUAUUUGUUUCAAUUAUGCUUUAUUCAUUUAUUAUUGAAGAAAAAAAAUACUUUUAUAAUUGCUAGCUUUUUUGUCAAAAUAAGAUCAUAUAAAACAUUUAGCAAUUUGUAGUACACUUUACUGAAACAAUUUAUU